AUGCCUCCCGCUUUGGCUGUCCGAUUAACCUGUCAGGCCUGCACGCGACGCAAAGUAAAAUGCGACAAAAAAAGCCCCUGCACAAACUGCCUAAAGCAUGGGAUCUCAUGUGUGGCUGUCGAGAGGCCACGGUGGCCGCGCGGCCGGUCGGGGAAGCAAGCAAUAAGCCGAGAACAAGAUCUGGGCAACCGUGUAGCGAAGCUAGAGCAGAUGAUACAGGACUUGUCCCACUCGACGAGAGUAACCGGCGAUAUCUCCAAUCGCUGUGGCGAGACUACCGUACAUCGCAGUGGACAAUCGCCAAAAUCACCGUCGGGGACACUGCAGGCCUCUGAAGAGUGGUUUCUUCCACAGCCGUCGACGAUUCCACGAUCCGCCGACAGCAGAGAUGACGCCCUGGACAGCGGCUUUGCCCACAACACGACGAGACAAGAGCAACACAUAGGCGAUUACGGGGAGCUACCUUCGGAGCCAGUGCGUCGUCGGAGACUCGUCGAGAUCUUUCUUCAUCAAGUCGACCCGAUCUUGAAGAUCUUGCACCGGCCGUCUCUUUGCGCCUAUCUCUUGGAGGGAAAGCCCUACUUGGACUACGCCCCGGGGGAUCCCGUACCUGCGGCCCUGGCCUCCGCUGUGCUUUAUAUGGCCAGCUCGACCCUGGCGGAAGGCCAAUGUCUUGCUCUGCUCGGCGAGAGGAAAGAGACUGUACUGACAAGAUACAAGGAUGAAGCAAAGGCCGCCCUCGCAAGGGUCGACUUUCUUGUUACAAACCAUCUGACAGUAUUGCAGGCACUCGUCCUGUCCUUGGUGGCUGCACGAACACACGAUCACAGCCGACGGGUCUGGACAAUGCUCAGCGUGGCCCUUCGCAUAGCGCAAGCACUCUCGCUGCACAUGACCGAUCCUCCAUUUCCAGUAACGCCGUUUGAACGCGAGAUGCGCCGCCGCGUGUGGCACCUGAUCGGCUGGUUGGACCUUGAGGCAUCGUUAAACCGCGGAUCUGAAAGCAUGAUGCGGUCCGCAUGGAUUCAGACACAUUCCCUCACCAACAUCAACGACGAUGACUUUGGCUUCGACACGGUGGAUCCCUUACCGGCUGCGCAAAGCGGGCCAACGGAGACUACGCUUCUCAUUAUGUUUGCGCAUGGCCAAUGCGCUCUGCGUGUCUUGGAUUUAUCCCACUUUGCCGAACCAGGUAUCACCGACAUCCAUAUGCGACAACAGACGGUGGACGACUUCCGUCGUACUACGAACGAGCUGCUGGCCGACUGUGACCCCAAAAAUGUCGCGUUUCACUGGUUCAUUUGCCAGAUUCAGGAGCAGAUAUCUGCUAUCCUGCAACUUAUCGCUCUCCGGCCACUCCAGAGGAGCCCGACAUUUAUCCCUGCGGAGCUACCAGCGCCCCAGAUGCUCGCCCUCGCAGCCGACAUUUUAGAACGACGUCAGAGAAUGUUCAGCGAUCCUCGAGCACACCCCUGGCGCUGGUUCAACCUGUUCUAUUUUCCUUGGCAUGCGCUGGUUGUCGCCAUGACCGAGGUCUGCGUAUGUACUGAUCGAUGGGUGAUAGACAGAUACUGGCCUACGCUCGAGCGUAGCUAUGAGGCCUUACAAAAACAGGCUGUUGGUACACAAUAUGACUGGCUCUUGGCGUCUAUGGGGAGUUUGGUGAGCAACGCCCGAGCUGCGCGACAAAAGGUGAUCGCAUCAGGCGCGCCAAGGGAUGAAGCGCCCAAUCCCCAUAUCUAUAUGGACAUGGCGUCUCUCGAGGGCUCAAUCCUGUCGGAUCCUCUGCCAGCUGUACGUGACGCGACUUUGGCUGCGGAGGAGCUUUCUCAACUACAAGACCAGGAGGCCACCGCGUGGGCGCAGUAUGAGGACUUUACCGGCCGCUUCUAUGAGAUGGAUGCGAUCUUUGGCUGUGGGCUAACCCACCCAUGA
Molecule: messenger RNA, 1935 nt
Organism: Aspergillus udagawae
Lineage: Eukaryota; Fungi; Ascomycota; Eurotiomycetes; Eurotiales; Aspergillaceae
Product: Zn(II)2Cys6 transcription factor
Exons: 3
Coding region: 1-1935 (644 amino acids)
Biological process (GO): DNA-templated transcription; regulation of DNA-templated transcription
Molecular function (GO): zinc ion binding; DNA-binding transcription factor activity, RNA polymerase II-specific; DNA binding
Source: RefSeq, a predicted model, not a curated record